This is a messenger RNA of Puntigrus tetrazona (Sumatra barb), 1391 nucleotides long. RefSeq names its product spermatogenesis associated 6-like (gene spata6l). Gene Ontology annotation, biological process: spermatogenesis. Gene Ontology annotation, molecular function: myosin light chain binding. The transcript is spliced from 13 exons. Bases 178 to 1197 code for a protein of 339 amino acids. Lineage: Eukaryota; Metazoa; Chordata; Actinopteri; Cypriniformes; Cyprinidae. The record is from RefSeq and is a predicted model, not a curated record.
UGACUCGCCCUGGCGGAAAAGAAUCACAAAGUUCUUUCGAACUGAGUCGUUCGAAUGAACCGAGUCGCGAAAAAGAGCCUUUCGUGAUGCCAUGGAAACGCGACGCUUUCCCGUAUUGGGUGUUAUGAACGAUCUCGAGAACAUAAGAGUUUGUUAGCGGUAAAAACAAGACAAAACAUGCCUCGCAAAGCGGUUAAAGUGGUCGUCGAACUCCACCUGAGGGCGAUAACCUGUCCAGGGGUGCAUUUACCAGCCAAAGAUGAUGUUUACGUCAGUGUGAGUCUGAUGCACAAAUACAGGAAGACUGAAUGCCUCCCUGCGGUCUUUCCGUUACUGAUCCGGGAGAAAAUACGGUUUGAAAAGACACUGAGCCACGCCACCGAUCCUGCAGCUAUAGCCGACUUCCUGCAGUGCGAAACAGUGAAAAUUGAACUCAUUCAGUUGAUUCCUCCAGCUGGAGAAACACUGGCCAGUUUCGAGGUGGAUGCUCGAAGUUUUCUUUUCCCCGAACCGAAGCUCGUCCCGUCUUUCUCUGGAGUCGAGAGAGAGGUGUUAAUGACACGGCAUCCCACUUUUCCUGGUAUCUCUCCGAGAUUAGAGUUUUCCACGAAGACGACGUUCAGUGAAAUCUCCGCCGACGGUGAUCUCCCGACUGUCCCUGCGAGGGCAAUGACGAGAAAAAGGUCUCAGAAACGAGGCGGCGCUUCAUCCCGAAGACAUCUCUCUUUUUCUCCGUGCAGCCGAAGAGAACGUCACGACAGAGACCAGGUUCAGAGGUCACGUGGACGGUCCUCUUCUCAUCGUUCACCCGUCUCUGAUAGAAACACCAGACUGAGGAGUCUGUCACCGAAUCAAACAAAACCAUCAGGAGAAUCACGAGACAAAAGAAGGAGCUAUUCCAGACCUUGGAUGGCCGAUGAAGACUCUUCAGACACAGACGAUCUCCUCGACUACGCAGAGGAAGUGGGACGACAUCAUUUCCUCACGGGAUCUUCAAGAUACUCCAGCACAGAUCGCCAGAGGCACAAUGGAUCUCUCUUGGGUUCUCCUGACCUGUGGGAGGAGGUUCAGGAACGGGUUCAGAACCUUUUAACGUCUCCCAAAGCGGUCCAUAGACUAGCCUGUGGUGCCACUGACUCCGAGAUAGACGAGGUUUUGACACGCAGAUCUGUUUUGGCCCACUCAUGCCCGUUCUGAAGUGUGACUCUGUUCUUCUUUUUCUCCACAGACGAAUCAGAAGACUGGGAUUUCCACGGCAUUGCAUUCGUUUCUAUUUAGUUAUGGGUGCGUUUGUUUGUAUUGCAGCUUUGAAAUGAAACCGUGUGUUUCUAGUGUUUUUCAAGCUUGGUGGUAUUUAACCUUGUUUCUGGCAGUAGUCCAUAAAUAAAGAA